GGAAUGACUGGCCGGAUGUCGCCACAGAGCUGGCAGGCGGCGCUGUGGCGCCCGGGCCGACCCUCAACUUUGCAAUCACUCUAUCCUUGGCAGAGCGACUCGUUGGUCCGGGCCGCGCAUGAGCAGAGCCUUCCUUUCGCUAUUCCCGCCCUCUCCCCGCCUCUCUCUUGUCUUCUCUGCCCUGGGAGCAGCUCUCCUGCCACGGCCCUUCAGCCCCUGAAAAUGUACGCUUGCACCAAGUUCAUCUCCACCUCCUCCUUGAUCAGGAGAACCUCUCCACUAUUGAACCGAUCACUGUCUGCAGUGGUGCUGAAACGACCAGAGACACUGACAGAUGAGAGCCACAGCAGCUUGGCAGCCCCGCGUCCCCUGACCACCUCACUUAUUCCUAGCCGCAGUUUCCAAACCAGUGCCAUUUCAAGGGACAUUGACACAGCCGCCAAGUUCAUUGGAGCUGGGGCUGCCACAGUAGGGGUGGCUGGCUCUGGGGCUGGAAUUGGGACUGUGUUUGGGAGCCUCAUCAUUGGUUAUGCCAGGAACCCUUCUCUGAAGCAACAGCUAUUCUCCUACGCCAUUCUGGGCUUUGCCCUCUCGGAAGCCAUGGGACUCUUUUGCCUGAUGGUGGCCUUUCUCAUCCUCUUCGCCAUGUGAAGGAGCCGUUUCCACCUCCCAUAGUUCUUUCUCCCGUGUCUUGUCUGCCCUGUAUGUUCCUUUUCCUGUACCUCCCCAGGCAGCCUGGGGAAGGGGGUUGGCUCAGGGUUUGACAGAAGGAAGACAAACAGAUACUGUAUUAAAAAGAUGUUUCUUGA
Molecule: messenger RNA, 809 nt
Organism: Eubalaena glacialis (North Atlantic right whale)
Lineage: Eukaryota; Metazoa; Chordata; Mammalia; Artiodactyla; Balaenidae
Gene: ATP5MC2
Product: ATP synthase membrane subunit c locus 2
Exons: 5
Coding region: 4-651 (215 amino acids)
Biological process (GO): proton transmembrane transport; proton motive force-driven ATP synthesis
Molecular function (GO): proton transmembrane transporter activity
Source: RefSeq, a predicted model, not a curated record